Messenger RNA from Aphanomyces astaci, 1176 nucleotides. RefSeq lists its product as hypothetical. The coding region runs from base 31 to 1149 and encodes 372 amino acids. The record is from RefSeq and is a predicted model, not a curated record. Gene Ontology annotation, molecular function: protein binding. Lineage: Eukaryota; Oomycota; Saprolegniomycetes; Saprolegniales; Verrucalvaceae. The transcript is spliced from 4 exons.
CACAAAGUUGCCGCCUGUGCAUUCGCCAUCAUGGCCGACGAAACGGACCAGGGUCAAACAGGCUUGAUCAUUCCAGGCAAUAGCGUCAAGUCAUUCCGGUCGCGGGUGACCAAUUUGGAGGCCAUCUCGUUGUGCAAUUCGAUGAUCGUGGCAGAAGUUAACGACCUUCAUACGGUUGACUUUCAGUACAACAACGUGGGCGAGUUGGAUGAUGACGACCCCGAAAGCCACUUGAAUGCUGCUCGUGCCAUUGCCAAGCUCUUUCUGAACAUCGACGGAUACACGUCGAGUCUAGUGCACGUCAACUUGGCUGGCAACGCCCUCAACGACGAGUGUGCCCGCAUCUUGUGCACGGCUCUCGCAGAAAACAAAACGAUCCAAGUGCUCAACUUGCGCCGCAAUCCCCUUGGGAACGAAGGCAACCUUCACGUGGCCCGAAUGCUCGAAAUCAACAUGACCCUUCAAGAUAUUGAUAUUGGGGAUACGGACAUUGGCCAUGGCAGUUUGAUUGCGAUCUCGGGUGCCCUUCGCCAUAACACAGCCCUCAAGCGCAUCAACUUGGAUAACCCCGUGUUGAAAACUCUCGAGGUGGUUUUCGAGCAGGAAGAAGCGUUGCAGCACGUGGCCAAGAUGCUCCAGGCCAACCACACGCUGACGCACGUCAGUCUCUGCAAACACCAAAUCACCGACGUCGGCGCCCAAGUGCUGGCCGAGCGCCUGUUGGACAACAAGAGGCUGACGAGUUUGCACCUUGGCGCGAAUCGCAUCGGCGGCUUUGGGUCGGAAGCCCUUGCGGCCUUACUCCUCAGUGACUCGCGCAUCUCGGAGCUGGACUUGACCGCCAACAGGAUUGGCGACGACGGGGCGCAAGCGUUUGAGACGGUCCUGGGGGUGUCCACUCGUCUGCAGGUCCUGCGCCUCGGCUACAACUCCAUCGAAGACGCGGGCUUGGCCCGAUUGGCCAACGGAGUUGCGCGCAACGCACAUUCGACGCUGUGCGAGUUGGUCGUUUGGGGAAACGACUUUGGUGACGUAGCCCCCGAGCAAUUUCAUCAUUUGCUGCAACGCCAUCCUGCGUUGCACACCGACGUGCAGCCAUACAUCGUGGACGGCAAAGUGCACAUUGCUCAGAAGGAUUCGUCCACAUAACAUGUUUAAGAGAAACAUUACCUUGCA